Pseudophryne corroboree (corroboree frog) is the source of this 9329-nucleotide messenger RNA. RefSeq names its product interactor of little elongation complex ELL subunit 1 (gene ICE1). NCBI's taxonomy places the organism in Eukaryota, Metazoa, Chordata, Amphibia, Anura, Myobatrachidae. The transcript is spliced from 21 exons. The record is from RefSeq and is a predicted model, not a curated record. Bases 347 to 6517 code for a protein of 2056 amino acids.
UAUGUAAUACAGGUCGCCACCUCUCUGCAGCCGACCAAUCUAAGGUCCCGUCUCACACACGCUAAGGGGUGUAGCGCUUACACACAGCCAGCCUGCUAGUGUAUCAUGGUAAGGGCAGGACGCGCCCAAUGGAAUACGCGCAUGUGGACGACGAGCCGGACGCGACAGGGAAGUGUUUUGCUGGUAAACGCACUACUUCCGGAACAUAGAGCAGCAGCAGUAGCGCUGGCUGUCCCGUUACACCCCGACGUAACAACAUGGUCCUGUAUCGACUGAAGCGCUACAGCUGGUUGAUGGUGUAGUUUCUGUAUUCCCCACUGUCCAAAGAGGAUAGGUGAUCCUCAUCAUGAUGCCUGGGGAGACCCACUCAAAGGCUGCUGGCAUUGCUUCAGAGGCUGCAGGAUCCUGCCUAAAUUGUACAGCUUUACAGCAGAAUCUGAAUGAAUACGUUGCAGCUUUGAUUGCACUGAAGCAAAAAAUAAUAGAAUCAGACCACCUGCUUGCAAAAUAUCAACAGAAGUGUGAUGAUCUUCAGUAUGCGGAAAGGGCAAACGAAACUUUAAGAUGUCAGCUGGAACAAAUGUUGCAGAAAAUAUCCCCCCAGGAACGCAAUGAAGAGGAACUCAAAUCUUUGAGAGCUGAACUGGAAGAGAAAACGUCUACACUCAAGAUUUAUCAACAAACACAAAUGGAGUAUACCAGAGUCAAAGAAGAAUGUCUGAAAAGUGAUGUGUUGAAGAAGAAACUGGAAACAAAGUUGAAGAAAAUGGAAGAGGCUGCUGCAAAACGUGUUAAAGAUUUGAAACAGCUGCAGUUGGAAAAGAAAGUUCUCGAGAAGGAAUUAAAGAAAAUACAGAAAAGACUUAAUGGCUUUCAAAAGGAAAAGUGUAAGAAAGCAAUGAAAAAUGCACAGACCCAAGUUGCAAAAAAAGAGUCUGCUGUGGCAUUAGAUAAACAGAAAAUAAGAUUUUUGCUGGAAGAACUCUGGGGUUGCAUAGACUCUUCCACAGAUAAAAGCAAUGCUGUUCACAUGAUAGUUGAUGAACAACUCAGCACAUUUACAGAAGUGAAAGUCAGAGACAAAAUACGUGUGAGGAAAGAGCGAAAUAUCAAACAGUUCGCUGAGUGCACUCCACCUCCUAGCCAUAACAGCCCUGAAAUAAGUCUCUCAGAGCUGGCUCCCGUACAAGCAUCUUAUGAUCCAACAAAGUGUGUGAAAUCAAAGGGGAAGCCUACUCCUGAGGCAGCUGCAGCAGUGUGCAAUGGAAACAGUGCCUUUUACAAGGAAACAACUACAGGCUUAUUUACUCCCAAGGAUCUGAGUGACAGCCACUCUGUAAAUUCUGAUCUAGAAAAUGAAAUGGAAGAAGUUCAGCAAGUAAUGAACUGGGCAACACCUCUCCCACGUCUUUUAUCUCCAUUAGAAUUGUCACCGUUGACUGCAGAGCAUAUCUUUGGAGAAUUCACGGAUACUAGUGAUGCUGAGAGCUGUGAUGGCACAACUGACAUUGGGGCAACUAGUACAAUGGACUCUGCAACCUUAGAUAACUUGUUUUGUGUUCAAGAUCAGGACAGAUCUGUUUCACAUGUACAAACAGGAUAUUUUCUUGAGAAGGCCAAUAAACAGUGCAUUGGCAUAAAUGAUGAAGGUGACAACAGUGCAGUAGCUACAGUUGACAUAACAUACCACAUCACAACGGAUUCUAAUGAUGACCCUGCCAUAGCUACAGAAUUGGCAACGAACAGGCAAGACCUAAAACCAACUGCUUUGCAGUCUGAAGUAAGUUUUGACCUUGUCACAAAGGCAGUGCCUGCACUUAAAGAGGUGAUCACUGGACACAAAGGCACAUCAAAUGAUCCUGUUAACAGAAAAGACAGUUCUGAGGUGCGUUCAUUGCUUCAGGCAAACUUUGCUAUAUCUCCAGAAUCGUUAGAUGACCUGAAUGAGUCAAAGUUAGAAAAACCUGAUCUUUCUGAAGUAUCCAGAACUGAAAUAAACAGUGUAAAUAACGUUAAACCUGGAGAUUUUGAAAACAAGUUGGAAAAUCACAAAAUGCAGUCUUCUGAAGAUUACUUCAGUUCUACAACGCAGUUGACUGUUGAUUGCAAUCCAGCAGUAAACUCAAUUAAGCCAGAUGACACAAACAACUUAAUUGUGGAUAGUAUUAACUGCCAUACUUUAGCGUCUAAUGACCAUGAAUACAUUGGAUGUUUAUCUGAUAAUGGUUCCAGAACUGGAGACCUGAUUGUUCAUAGUAGUUUGACAACAAAUGAGGACAACUUAAUUUCCAUGGAGAGCUCCAGUGUUAGUGGUCCACACCAGGAAAGCUCAUCAUGUAUAAACUCUGAGAAAUGUUCAAGAGAAAAUUCUAGUCUAUUAAAUACUGCUAAUGGUGAGCAAAAUGUUAUUGGUGACACAUGUCCAUCUCAUGUUGAGGAUAAACUUGGUGUAGACUGUAAAUUGUCAGAGUGUUCUUUUAAAAAUGUUAAUUCUGGAAAUUCUGUUGUUGGUUCAUCUAUGGACACAGAUAAAUACUUAAAGCAAUUAGGUAGCCUGCCUGUUUCGUCUUUCACAAAACACACUGAAAUAUGUAAGCAACAUGUUACCAAAACUGAAAAUACUCCCCAAAUAUCCAUUCUGAAGCCACCAGACCAAAUUCAACCAAAUGUGUGUUCAGGGCAAGAAGCACAUUUGCUUUCUAACAAUAAUUAUCAUGUGCCAGCUGUUUUAAUUUCUGAUGCACAUGACACAAAUUGUGUUGAUGUAAAGAAGUUUACAUCAACUUCAGUUAAUCAUAAUUUCGAACAUCCUCUAGGGGAACCAAAUAACUUAAAUGAAGUAAAUGUAAAUAGUGUGGAUAAACAAAAUAUUCUGUCUCCUUUGAACAACAAAGAUAGCGAUUGCUCUUCCUCUGAAGAAAUGGAAUGUAGAAGAAAGAAAGAUUUUGAUUUGGAAAACGGCUUAUCCAAAAAUGAGAAACCGUCGGCAAUCAAAUGUGACACACAAAUAUGCCUUAACCUUGAAUUACAUGAAACGGGCAAUGCAUCUAAUUCCUGUUAUGCAGACAAGCAGUAUGAAAGGACUUCACCAGAAACUUUCGAACUGUCUUAUGGGUUUUCAAGUUCCAAUAAUCUGUCGUCUACCUCCCUAGUGGAGCUGAAGGCAGCUGAAUCAGAGGUGCGUUCUGUUUCUACCGACAGUCCUGAUGUAGAUAGUGGUUGCUCUCAGAAGUUAGUGUUUUGUACUGGUAAUCCAUUACGUUCACCAGUGAACGACAAGUACAGCUCAGAUAUGCCUACAUCUAAGGCUGAAGGUAUAUGUGAUUCUUUGGCAAAUCCCAUUUGCCAUGAAAUGAGUAUAUCUGUUGUGGCCAAAAUUAAAUUACCAGUGGACAAGGACCAAGAAGAUGACAGCAUAAGUAAAGUAGAACACAACCAUGUGGAGAAUGAUGUCCUAUCACAUCUUAAUAAAAGAACAGCCAGCUCUGAAGAACCUUCAUUAGUGCAGUCAAACUUAGAUAUGUCUUCAGAAAAGCUGUGCGAUAUAAAUGACAGCAAGUUUGAAAUAAACAAUAUUUCUGAAUUCGGAAAUGUGUUGAAUGGUCAACUAGUAGCUCCACAUAAAGACUCCCUAAUUCAGUUGAAUUCUGAUAAUUUAAAUGAUAAAACUACUGUCGGAUCUUUACUUUCAACUACAAACAUUAUUCCUACGACAGAGAAACAAUCUAAAGAAAUACCUGACAUUACUUUGGAAAAAGUACAGCAUGAUCAUAUACACAGAAAAUUAACCACCGAAAACACUGAUUUGCAUGAUGCUUCAUUAGAGAGUAGUGAAGCAGAAGAUGAUUGUCUAAUGCGUAAAGUCAGUUAUUCACGGACAACCUUAAACAAUCCAGGUAAAAGUCAAUCUUGCAUAAUUAAUUACAGCGAUAGUAAGAAGUGUAAUGAUGAUGGACGCUUGAGAAUAGGUAAUACACAAAGCAAACAUGAAGUUGCUCACAUGGUCCAUAAUGAAUGCGAAGCACAAAUUCCUACAAAGAUUGUUCCUCAAAAUGAUUCUAUGAAAAUGGAAGAGGACAGCUCAGUAGUUCAACUAAAAGAGUAUCAACAGACUCUAACUCUAGAUCCAAAGAAUGAUCCACCUACCGAAGGAAAUACUAUACACUGUUACCCUGAUGAAAAUAAAAAGGAACGUGUCUCUGAGUACUUUAAGUCUGACAUUAAUGACACAGAAACAAAUAUUAGUAAUAGUAUUCAAAAGAGAAUAGUUCCUGGUAAAAAUCUCAUAUGGAAUUUUAGUAGGCCUGAUGAUUUCUUUGACCGCAGAGCAGUAUCUAUGACCAAAGGACAGAAAACAAAUUCAGAAAGGGUAUGUGCUGGCACUGAAGUUUUGCAUGGUAGAGGCAAUGUACAUACAGGGAAAACAGAAAUUCUUGAUCUAUCCAAAAAGUUCAACGAUAGUGGGUUUGAUCUUCCAACUUUUAGGAAAGAAAAUCAUCCACAUUUACUUUCUCGAAGAGGAGCCACUUUACAAAAUACGCAGGUGGGACAAACUGUUCUAGCUAAUGCUGAUACAUCCACUAAUGCAGACUUUUUACCAGAAUCUAUUACUACAGUAAGGUCAGAAAUGGGUCCACCAUUGCCACCUCUACUGGGUCCUUUAUUGGCAACUCCUCCCAGAAGUCUGCGUCCUUUGUCUCCGGUAAUGUCGUCUUCCAGUCGUUCAUCAUUACCAUCUCCUCUUGAUGACUUGAUUUCUCCUUUGCCAGGAACUCCAUUUCCACCUUUGAUGUCACCAUUAUGUGAUGGUCGCAAGCGGAAAUCACCAGUAUUUACAACGCCUUCUCCUGUUGAGAAAGCAAACCGAAGAAUUUUGUCCUCCCCUUUGCAGUUCUGUUCUGCAACGCCAAAGCAUGCCGUUCCUGUUCCUGGAAGAUUACCUCUUUCUGCUACUGGAACAUCUACACCUAAUGUUCAAGAAAAUUCUGUCAAAAUUCUAGACACAAUGUAUCCAGAACUGUCUGCACGGGCCAGGACUUUGAACAUCUUAAAGGGCAAUGUUCAGCUAAACCGGGGUUUGCCUGUAGAGUGCAAAACUGUACCUGUGAGCCAAAUAACUGGCUUUAAAGCUAUUACAUCAACUUCAACAGCAUUUAUAAAAACAGGGAGCAACUCAAAAACAAACAGCAGUAAAGAUGAAAUAAACUCUUGUGACAAUCAACAGCCAACUAGCAACUGUGCUUCAGUAAACAAGAGGGCAACCAAUUCUGUUCCAAUGCCAAAAAGCGCCAAAAGACUCCGACUAGACAGUGACUCUCCAUUUGCAGAAAGCAUCAAAGACUGUUUCACAACAACUGCAAAAAAGAACCCUGAAGCACAGAAAUUGGAUGAAUCUUGGCAAAACAUUAGUUACUGCGAGCUUCCAGAUGUUGUAAAAGACAGCAGUGUUGAUGAAGAUAUUAUAGCAAAUGCUCUUAGAAAAGUAGAGGACUUAUGUUUUGAUCUUCUGCCAGUAAUUCGCAGCCAUGUUCAUGUAGGAACCAUUCCCAAAGUUCCAGUAAUGAGAAAUGAGGAAAAGGAGGUGAUUUAUGAAUUCAGCACUUCCAAAAAAGGUAUUGCUGACCAUUUCCUACAUGAUGUUUUGAAAAAAUUGAAAACUGGAAAAAGAACAUUGGAUAGUGCUUGUCUUCAAGCUCUCUGCAGAGUUUAUGUGGGAUUGUGUCGUCAACUCGGAGACAUCGAAAGAGCGCGAAUUCUCUGUUAUAGUAUAAUUAAGGAAGAUUUCCCAGAGCCUGACAAAUUACUGCUGUUCAUAAUCAGUUCGUGGAAUGAUCUAUUUUCCCUGCAUGGAGUGAUCAGUAAGGCAAUACAGGCAGUUCUUAAAAGCCUGGCAAUGGAAGAGGUUGGACCCUGCCUUCGUGCUUAUCUUAACUGGGACAAGACACCACCAAUGGAUGUAAGUGUCAUUCUAUCCAGUGUUCUUAUGGCAAUACAGCUCUAUCCAGAUGUGAAAUUUUGUCAAAAUGAUAAGUAUGGAGAAGAUUUGUCAGACAACAUUUGGGAAUAUGUGUUUGCUGUUGAUCUCCUGUGCAACCACUGUAAAUGGACUUGGACGCACGAUAAUGUUAUAAGUAAAGAACUUUGGCCAAUUUUGGAUAAAUGGGUGAAACGUAAAAAGGGCAACCUGAAUAUUACACUUGUCCCAGAUAUAAUCGUUGCUACAGUGCUUCGUCUUGUUGGACAUUUAUGCCAGAUGGGUCUGAAAGAAGGGUUUGUUACUGCUGUUAAGAACAUUGGUUCUGUUAUCAUUGCAUUCAUCCAGCAUGCAAAUGAAGAAGGUAUGCCUUGGGGUGUCCAGUUGGCAUCUGUGUACAUGCUUCGUGACUUGGCUCCCAGUGACCCGGCUACCAUACACCAGACACUACAGACCUGGAAAGAGACCGCAAAGAACAACAUUCCCCCAGCUGUUGAAAGUUGUAUGCAAGAAGUUGCAUCAAUGUGUAUUCAAGAAAAAUGAAUCAUUUUAUUUUAUUCCUUGGGUGUAAAGUGAGCUUAAAUUCAUGAGCCCUCUGCACUGUAGGGUAGAAGUGCCUUUUUUCUUUGUUACAUUUAAUUAGUUAGCACUUUGGUAUGUAAGGAAAAGAGCCAUUUGUAUUUGUACAUUUUUGUUUUGGUAGCCGACAAAGCACAAAACUCGCAACAACAUUGUAAAUCUGUAAAUUUUAACACUGGCUGUAAAGGUUUUGUAGAGUAUAUUUAGCUGAAAAUGUCUUGUCUUAGUGAGUUAUUCAAUUUAAGAGUCUUGCAAAUUACCAUAAACAUCAUUUUUGUUUUAUGUAACCAAAUUUUAAUUUGGUUUUAACUAAUAGAUAAUGUUUUUAAGAGUCUUAUUUAGAGGUUUGUUGCUAAAUAGAACUUUGGGGUUGUUUCUAAAAAAAAAAAGCAGUAACCUAAGGACAGAUUCAAUCAGCCGCACGGAUGCAGCUCUGCCAGGAGCUAAUCACUUAUUGCCACCCAGCCAGGCAGGAAGCCCCAGAGCAUGCACUUAAUGUGGAUAAUUCCACACAGCCUCUGGAGCUGCAGGGAAAAAUCCACAUUAAGUUCACACUUUGUACUUAGCCCGGCAUCUUUGGGUUAACUUGUUUUAGCUAUGGAUAUACCAUGCAGGGAGACUGGCUAGUAGUUGAAUAGCUCCGGCCAUUAAACCAGGAGUUAUAGCAGCGCGGUGAGUCCAACUUCUAAUUGAAUCUCCUUCUAAUUGAGUCUUCUAUUAGCCCUAGUUUUUCUGCACAAUUAGGGGGUAUUUAUCAAAGCUUGGCAAAAGAUAAAACUGUAAGAGAUAAAGUACCAACCAAUGAGCUCCUGUCAUCUUUCAGACAGCCUGUAACAUGUAAAUUAGGAGGUGAUUGGUUAGUACUUUCUCUCAGAAUUGUAUCUUUUCUCCAAGCUUUGAUAAAUCCCUUAGUCCCUACUAAGGAGAAUCUGAUUUGCAUAGAUUUAUCUAGCGGUCUGUACUGCUGUCUGCCCACUGCUUCAUUUCAGUAACCUAUUCAGGGUUUAUGUGCAUUCGCCAGGUCUUGAUAUCAUGAUCUCUUUCAAUGUAUGAUUUCAAAGAGAAGACAGACCUUUAUUGCAGAGGUACAGAAGGGACAAGAACUGCAUUUUGAACUGGGCACAUCCUUUUAACAUAUUGGCGGUCAUUGAAGUUAUUCCCCAUAGUAACACUAUAUAACAAUUUUCAAAUAGAAAUAUGAAUGCAUCCUCCAUUAUGCAACCAAAAGCUUUCUAUUAAAAUGUAUACCUGCAUCAAUCAUUUCUCUUAAUUGUGAGAAUGGCUUUCAAAGCCUUUACUUAUUUAUUUGAACAUUUCACAGCACCAGCUGCUGUCUAAAUUUGAUGUGCACCUGUCUAAUUUACUGGCAUAACAGAAUUAUCCAGGUGUCCUGGUACAGCAAUCAGGCUACCUAGAUAAUUCUGUUACAACAAUCAAUCAAUGUUAGGUUAUGGUUUUAAUGUAACCCUCUGCCAUAACAUUUUAAAAUGUGAAAUUAAUUUAUAAGCAAUGUAAAUUUUGCACUAGAUUUGUGGCCAUAAGGUUUUAUGACCUAAAACAAGUAAUGUAAACUGUUAAUGUUUUCUAAGAGAGAAAAAAAAUCACGCUUGUAAUUCAUUCAUCCAUUCCUAACUUGUCAAAAUCAAUGGGGGUUAUCUUGCUAGUCACGCAGUUCUAUGUGGGCGAUUACACAUCUGUGCCAAUCAUUCCCAUUAUUUAGGAGACUGCGCAUUUUAUGAAAAUUUAUCAGUUUAACUUGGAAAUAAUCUUUAAGAAUUCCACGCAGACCAUGAUGUCACUAAGGCAGUGGAUUUGUCCUUUUGUUGGUUUUGUACAAUCUGCUAGAUUCUGCAUUGUAUGGACCUAUAAAGCACUCCUGUAAUAUGAAUAAGGCUCUCCAGUUAUUUGCAGUCAAAUUGUUGAUUUUUUUUUGCAGAUCAUUCACAGCGUGCUUGACUCAUCUCUGGUUAUUUAUAUAUGUUCAUGUUCAAAGGAGAUUGCAUAUUGAUAAGCAAGCAGACUCCAUUGUUAGAAGGCCUAUUGAUAAUGACCGUUUAGUGAGGUGGUGGGAUGUUUGAUGUUUUUGUUUAUUUUUUCAUUUUCUGAGUAUUAUACACAUCUAUCCAUUGGGUACUCUGUAAUGUUAAUAGGAGGAAUUCACCCAAAACUACAAAUUUUGGUUUUGAGUGAUUAUUAUGCAAAACAAAAGGAGGAUUUCUCACUUACCUGGCCUUCCCAGCAGGUCCACUGGUGCAAUUCUAUCUCUGAGCAGGGUUAUUUUAUAGAUUUAGUUUUAAUAAUAUGCGUGGCAUUGUCAAGGCCCUUAUCACAUGCACUGUAAAAUCAAAUCCCAGUGAAUGAUAAAGAUCAUGUGGAGGGGACUUGAUAACAUCUCAAGCAGGAGAAAAAGCCUCCCACAUAAGCAGAAGGAUAUCCUAAUUAGACUGCUGUGCGACCCACUGGUGAGUGCAAGUAAGUGAGAUUUUCUUCUUUUAUUUAUCUCGCGUUAACUUUCUUCACUGUACCAUACAGGUACUGAUGUAAUCACCUUGUACAGUUUUAAAAAUCUAUAUAUUCACUGAGAUAACUAGGAAAUCUCUGGGAAUGACUGUAAUUAUACUAUAGGCCUAUAAUGUGUUUCACAUUUGAUGUUAUUCCACUUUGGGAAUUUUAGUUCCUGUACAUAGAAUGUAUUGUAUAAAAAAUGUCUUUGACUGUUUGCUUUUUGACUUUAGUAUGCAUCUGAGAUGCUUUAUAAUAAAAAGGACAAAUGUAA